Molecule: messenger RNA, 2594 nt
Organism: Urocitellus parryii (Arctic ground squirrel)
Lineage: Eukaryota; Metazoa; Chordata; Mammalia; Rodentia; Sciuridae
Gene: Hoxa10
Product: homeobox A10
Biological process (GO): regulation of transcription by RNA polymerase II
Cellular component (GO): nucleus
Molecular function (GO): DNA-binding transcription factor activity, RNA polymerase II-specific; RNA polymerase II cis-regulatory region sequence-specific DNA binding
Source: RefSeq, a predicted model, not a curated record
UAUUCAGCAUGUUUUGCACAAGAAAUGUCAGCCAGAAAGGGCUAUCUGCUCCCUUCGCCAAAUUAUCCCACAACAAUGUCAUGCUCGGAGAGCCCCGCCGCGAACUCUUUUUUGGUGGACUCGCUCAUCAGCUCGGGCAGAGGCGAAGCGGGAGGUGGUGGAGGUGGCGCUGGGGGCGGCGGCGGCAGUGGUUACUACGCCCACGGCGGGGUCUACCUGCCGCCUGCCACCGACUUGCCCUACGGGCUGCAGAGCUGCGGGCUCUUCCCCGCACUGGGCGGCAAGCGCAAUGAGCCGGCUUCGCCAGGCGGUGGUGGCGGUAGCGGGGCCCUGGGCCCCGGAGCGCACGGCUAUGCGCCGGCGCCCAUAGACCUGUGGCUAGAUGCACCCCGGUCCUGCCGGAUGGAGCCGCCUGAGGGGCCGCCGUCGCAACAGCAGCAGCAGCCACCUCAGCAGCAGCCGCCGCCCCCGCCACAACCACCCCAGGCCCCACCACAGGCCACCUCGUGCUCUUUCGCCCAGAACAUCAAAGAAGAGAGCUCCUACUGCCUCUACGACUCGGCGGACAAAUGCCCCAAAAGCUCAGCGGCCACCACCGAUCUGGCCCCCUUCCCGCGGGGCCCGCCGCCCGACGGCUGCGCCCUAGGAGCCUCCAGUGGAGUGCCAGUGCCCGGCUACUUCCGCCUCUCUCAGGCCUACGGCACGGCCAAGGGCUACGGCAGCGGCGGCAGCGGCGGUGGCGUGCAGCAGCUCGGCGCCAGUCCAUUCCCGGCGCAGCCCCCGGGGCGCGGUUUCGACCCGCCACCGGCACUCGCCUCUGGUUCGGCCGAUGCCGCCCGGAAGGAGCGAGCCCUCGAUUCUCCGCCGCCCCCAACGCUGGUUUGCGGCGGCGGCGGUGGGGGCUCUCAGGGCGACGAGGAGGCGCACGCGUCAUCCUCCGCCGCGGAGGAGCUCUCCCCGGCCCCUUCCGAGAGCAGCAAAGCCUCGCCCGAGAAGGACUCCCUGGGCAAUUCCAAAGGCGAAAACGCAGCCAACUGGCUCACUGCAAAGAGCGGCCGGAAGAAGCGCUGCCCGUACACCAAGCACCAGACGCUGGAGCUGGAGAAAGAGUUUCUGUUCAACAUGUACCUUACUCGAGAGCGGCGCCUAGAGAUCAGCCGCAGCGUCCACCUCACGGACAGACAAGUGAAAAUCUGGUUUCAGAACCGCAGGAUGAAACUGAAGAAAAUGAACCGAGAAAAUCGGAUCCGGGAGCUCACAGCCAACUUUAAUUUUUCCUGAUGAAGCUCCAGGCGAUGCCGGUUUUUUUUCCCCCCGCUGCCAGAGCGCCCGUCCCCUCCCUCUGUCUUCAGCCUCUUCCCCAGAACUCGCACCUGUGUUGGAGCCCCAUUCUACCCUUCCACACUCGCCAUCUCCCGGGCCGUUACAUCUGUGCAGGGCUGGUUUGUUCUGACUUUUUGUUUCUUUGUUUGCUUGGUGCUGGUUUACUUGUUUUCAGGGGGAAAAAGCCAUAUCGCGCUAAAUUCUAUUGAAAUAGAUAUUGUCCUAAGUGUCAAAUCCUGACUGGGCUUGGUUUGCUGUCUAGGGGUCUCAAUGCUUGAAAUAACCCCUAUCCUCCUCCUUCCAUCCUUAGAGCUAUUUUCCUGCCCACCUCAGACAACCUAGCCAGAAGACCCAGGUCCCACUGUCGGUCCUAAGGUGCCUGGCCUGAGGUCAAUGGUGCAAGGAGCCGCCACUGGGUCCGCUUGCCUGGAGGGCUGGGCUGUGUUUAAUCAGGGGAUUCAGGCCCCUGGGUUUCUUUUUUCUUCUUCCUUUCUUCCUUGGCCAAGAGAAGGGCAUACAGGCAUAGACAUGCAGGUUGGCAAUAGAGCUUGGCUUUGGCUGAUUGAAAAAGCAGAAAGAGAAUUAUUAUUUUUUUCCUUCCUCUGUAAGAUAUCCCAGCUUUAAAAGAAAAAAAAAGUGACCAAGAGAAGGAAACUUCUCUUCUAGAUUGUGUAAGGUCUUGCAUUGCCUGAYUAAAAUGUUUCAUUUACCUCUGAAUUUCCAUUUUCUUCUGGCUGUUGAGAAUAAUGUAGUUUUGUUUAUACAUGUGGAAUUAGUGGAUUUUUUGUCAUUAAAAUCGUUACCACUGGUAACACCCGAAAAGCACACCACAAUUCUCCCUGUCUUGUGGAGGUUUAUUAUUAUUAUUAUUAUUUUACAUUUUUUUACAUAUUUUUGUGUGUGGAUGGCUUUCUGAAAUUCACGGAAGCCUAGGAGGGCUGAGGCAAGCAGAAUAAACUAGAGAAGGGAGACAUUGUUUGGAUUUCCUUUAUACUGUGAAGUUACAUGCAUAAAAGGGUCAAACCUGUAGGUGCAGAAAAAAGAAAAAAACUAUAAAUACAAAUCUGUAUAAAUGUCUAUUAUUAUGAAAAAUUGCCAAUCAUGUUUUAAGCAAAUGCAUUCUAUCAUUAUUAUAAAUGUUAGUUCUAGCUCUAUUUACUUCUAAUCUUAAAUCAGAAUAAAUUAAUAUUGUAUUGCUGCUGUGCGUGGAAAAAAGACGAUGUUUAUGUUCUUAUAGAAUAAAAGCUGUGGAAUGAAGCUUUUUAAUUUUA